Phoenix dactylifera (date palm) is the source of this 999-nucleotide messenger RNA. RefSeq names its product putative phospholipid hydroperoxide glutathione peroxidase. Gene Ontology annotation, biological process: response to oxidative stress. Gene Ontology annotation, molecular function: peroxidase activity. Lineage: Eukaryota; Viridiplantae; Streptophyta; Magnoliopsida; Arecales; Arecaceae. The record is from RefSeq and is a predicted model, not a curated record. Gene Ontology annotation, cellular component: cytosol.
UGCCGUGCAAAUCUCUAGGAAACAGCAGGAAACUUACGCUCUAAGAAACAACAGAAGGAAGUCAACUAAACGCCUAAAUUUGACGUUAGUCAGCAAAACAAAAAAAAAAAUCCACCGUCACGUGCACAUCCAACGCUACCAGUUUCUAAUGCCUGCCUUCUUCUGUUUUUCCUCCUGCAACUGAAGCCCGGAGAAAAAAAAAAUGGCAGCAGAAAUGCCCGACUCCAUCUAUGACAUCACCGUCAAGGAUAUGAGCGGCAAUGAUGUGAGCCUCAGUACUUACAGUGGAAAGGUUCUUCUUAUGGUCAAUGUUGCUUCUAAAUGUGGGUUAACACACUCCAACUACAAAGAGAUGAAUGCUUUGUAUGAGAAGUACAAGAAUAAAGGUUUUGAGAUACUGGCAUUUCCAUGCAACCAGUUUGCUGGUCAGGAACCUGGAAACAAUGAAGAAAUUAAGGAGGUUGCGUGCACAAUGUUUAAAGCUGAGUUCCCCAUUUUUGAUAAGAUUGAAGUGAAUGGGAAGAACGCUGCACCCCUAUAUAAGUUCCUAAAAUCCCAGAAAGGUGGUAUUUUUGGAGAUGGCAUCAAAUGGAACUUCACCAAGUUUCUUGUUGCCAAAGAUGGCAAGGUCAUGGAGCGAUAUGCACCAACCACUUCACCAUUGAAAAUAGAGAAGGACAUCCAGAAGCUUUUGGAGUCUUAACAAAGUCAUCAACUUAUUUCUCUGGAUGCGAGUUUAAUGUCAGGUUCCAUAUGUUAGGUUUGAAUAAAAGGAUGAUGAUGUGUAUUUGAGGAUUUACUCCUUGUAGAAAACUACCUGAGCUUGGAUUGUUUUCCUGUCUGAAAAAAACAGUUAUAUUUAAUUUCUUUACUUGCUCUUUGGUAAAUCAGCAGACUUGGGUGAUGCUUUACUGAUCUGUUAAUAAGCAAACAGGCACCAUGGAAGACAAAUUUUUGUUAGCUUGUCAUCUGGAAAGUAGAGGGGCUUUAUCCUGCUCA